GCACUCCAUCCUGUGGAAACCUUUGGCUGCGCCCUUGAGGUUGAUCCCGUACAAUCAGAUCGAGAAGAUGUCUUAAAAAGGAGAUCCGAUCCGAAGCACUAUGAGGCAAUAUCCUACGGUUGGGGGGACUCAGCAUUGUCACAUUCGCUCAAUUUCGGAAAUGCCUCGAGACUAGAAAUUACCCGGAAUGUCAAUACCAUGCUUCGUUACUUUCGAAGAAUCGACAGGCCUCGCUAUCUCUGGGUCGACGCUCCUCCAUGCCUGAAUCAGCGAGAUGAGAAAGAGAAAGGAGUUCAGGUGCGGCUCAUGGGUAAGAUCUAUAAGCAAGCGCACAAGGUACACAUUGACGAGGCAGGACUGCGAUCAUGUGCCCAAGGUUUUCACGGCCUUAAAAGCCUUCGCGGUUUGUUCGAAAAUUAGUGAACAACCUGACUCGCAGCAAAUCCAAGGAACACUAGAGGGCAUUUUUAGUCGCGGACAUCUCACGAACCUAAACAUGUUUUUCUCACGAUCAUGGUUCGGAAGACGUGGAGUGCCCCAAGAAGCUGCAAUGGCCCACCAUGCCACAAUCCAUUGUGGUGACUCAAAGUUAGAUUGGCGCUGGUUCUCUAGAGGCGCUCAAGUCCUUUUAUGGCAGCUCAACAAGGGCUCGAAAUACCCAAAAGGUCAUGCAGUGGAUUGGAGACGGUAUCCGCCAUUUUCAAGUCGAGCGAAGCUUUAUUAUUGCACUACCUUUGGAGUUUCCAUUCCCCAGAAUGCUCGAUGCCAGAAUACAGGACCUCCGCCAUCUUUGGGAUGGCUCAGGACGCAUCUAGCAUUAUCGCCGUCGACUAUUCACUUCACAGGACCGAAAUCUUCGCUCGAGCUGCGACUUUCUCCUUCGAGAAAUGCCCUCUUCAGAUGUUCCGAUAUUUAACUUGUUUUAGCUGCUUGUCCAAGAUGCGCACUGAAUUGUCAUAAUUGGAGCAAUUCUCGUCCGAACAAUUUUCUUUCAAGAGAAUAUAAUAGAUGGGAUGCAUCGUUCCCUUGAGACUCCGUCGCGUUCCCAGAUAGUCGAAAACUUCGUCUAAAAUUGGGCUAUGCAGGCCGGGUUCGCUAUGAUGGCGACUUCCGAGUCCUCAAAUGUCAGCAACCUCGUCCUUCCAAACCGGUUGCUCCACAACCCAUCUCACCAGACUAGCUUAUCUUGCAUUCAUCAUAUUUAAGAAUUUAUCUGGGUAAAGUAAGGGCCGUGAAUCAAGUUUAAACUUCGCCGAAAACACUUGAUAUUUCUAGACUAU
Molecule: messenger RNA, 1280 nt
Organism: Lindgomyces ingoldianus
Lineage: Eukaryota; Fungi; Ascomycota; Dothideomycetes; Pleosporales; Lindgomycetaceae
Exons: 2
Coding region: 275-916 (213 amino acids)
Source: RefSeq, a predicted model, not a curated record